AUGUCCGUGCCAUUUAAGUAUCGUCAACAUAUUCGUGAUAUUCACGAGUCCUUCCACGAUGGUAAGCCCAUCUCGGAAGAUGAACUGAUGAGUGUCAUGAACAUAAUCUGCCCAGCCGAGCAGCAGGAGAUUUGUGCACCGUAUCGAGCGCAGUGCCCUCUGAAUGGGAACAGUUUUCUCACCCUCAUGUAUGAGCUCCAGAAGGCUACACAGAUACCGUACGAAGACUUUGUGUGGAACUACAUCAAGGGAUCCCUGAAGAACGGCCUGUUUAACGGCCAGGAUCACGCUGAUCUCAAGGCCCUCCGCACAACACUGGACCCACUGAUGCGCUCGGUGCGCUUCGACGUCCAGAACAUCUACAAGCAGCAUACCAAUCCUGACGAUGACGGCCAGAUUACUAUCGAUCACCUUUGCGACGUCUUCCGCGCCAUGUAUCCCGCCAACCAGAUGGUGUACAUCGAAAUGUACAAGUGGGCACGCGCAAAGAAAGUUAUCAAGAGCAGGGGAAUCCCCAGCGAGCGCGACAAGACAGCAAGUGCACGCCCCACACCGCCGGUGGCGCCGUCAGCCCCACCAACAACAGUAGAUACAUCGAGUGGCGACGUCACGGCCGCAGGAAAAGCAGAACAAGAUGGUCCUGAGAAUAUGCCUACCACACCAGCGCCAACAACAACGGCAGAGGCGGAGGCGACGGCGACGACAACGAUGACAAAUCUCGAUGAAAAGAAGGAACGAGAAACACAUCAGCAGGAAAACUUAGAGAGUAGCCCUCAACCAGUGGAGGAAGCACAAAAAUUAUCCGCUGAGGGGGUGCCUAAAGAGACGGACGAGGCAUCACUUAAUGCCGCAAUGGCAUCAAAUUCAUUGCGGGCCGCUGCGGCUGAGAAGGCUGAAACGCCAACAGCUGUAGAGCCACAAGCCCAGAGUCCUUAUGCCACAGAGGCUGCAGCUUUAGAUACUCCUAUGGCUGCCGCGGCGGCCGCCGAAAAACGUGAUAAAAACCAGAUAAUGCUUCCUGCUAUAUUGCCCACAACAACGGAGCAACCACUAUCGCCGGUGGACGCAGGGGCCCCAGAGGAGCCGCAACGAGAGUCCCAGACUGCCGAUUUUCACGCACGGCCACUUGAUGGGGUGGGGGCCUCCUCUGUCCUUGUAUCGCCCUCAACCACCAUGUCAUUUCGUGUUGCUCCGCCGCAGGUGCAAGUUGAGCGACGCCCUGGGCUUGAUUUCAACCCGCCAAACAUCCGUGAUAUUGAGCCCCCGAGCAGUAGCAACAACAAGAGUGUGGUUUCUGGCAGAAACGAGAAGCCGCUGCCAAAGUUGCGCGCACACGAUGAGCAUCCGUCGUGGGAGUACGAGGAGAUGUUGCUUGAUGCCAUGCUGGCCCGAGUGGUGCCUGGGAAACCGGUGGAUCCGCAGGUGGUGGAGUAUCUCAGGGAGCUGGCAAGGCAGGAGAGGGAGAUUCAGGCGGCCCUGCACAUGGAGAUGGAUAACUUGACGUCGAACAUGCUAGCCUGCGAGGUUGUGGAGCAGCGAAUGAUGGCGCUGCGCGACCAAAGACAAGCACGGUGCUUUGAUCGGCUGGAGACACGACGCUCAGCACUUAUGGCAGAGAUGGAUAGGUAUGUGCGAAGGGUGCGCAGUGAUUUGGUGCAGAACAGAACACGUCUCGGGUGUAGCAGUGAUAACGAUAUUGAUAGCUCUGGCCCUGGUGCAAAUCACUCCGUGGCGCGGCCUGGCAAGAAUGCCGACUCACGCUAUGAUAGUGGCAGUGCACACAAGGAGCCGGGACCUCUCAAGGUGGCAUCGGUGUCCACACCGCCCCCGCUGCCUCCGUCGGCGAAUUAUCACCGAAGCGCCCUGCAGCGUUGGCGACGCCUGGAGGAGGAGGAGGAAGAGAAGCUGCAGCGGCUGCGCAGCGUUUCGUAUCCAGCCGCGUGGGCCACUCCGAUAUUGCAGCGGCGCCCACCAUAUCAGCAGGCGCCCUUUUCGGCGGACGUGGAGUUCGCCAAGCGCAUCUGCGGGGAGUACACACCCAGCGGUGCGGCGCCGCAGCGUGGCAACUGCAGCAACGAGGCGCCGACGCCGCGGCACUCCGCCGCGCCGGU
Messenger RNA from Trypanosoma grayi, 2111 nucleotides. RefSeq lists its product as hypothetical. Lineage: Eukaryota; Euglenozoa; Kinetoplastea; Trypanosomatida; Trypanosomatidae. The annotation marks the transcript as partial. The record is from RefSeq and is a predicted model, not a curated record. The transcript has a single exon.